This is a messenger RNA of Penicillium taxi, 3285 nucleotides long. Its product is annotated as calcium/hydrogen antiporter. Gene Ontology annotation, molecular function: calcium:proton antiporter activity. The transcript is spliced from 4 exons. Gene Ontology annotation, biological process: calcium ion transmembrane transport; intracellular calcium ion homeostasis. Gene Ontology annotation, cellular component: membrane; endomembrane system. The coding region runs from base 1 to 3285 and encodes 1094 amino acids. Lineage: Eukaryota; Fungi; Ascomycota; Eurotiomycetes; Eurotiales; Aspergillaceae. The record is from RefSeq and is a predicted model, not a curated record.
AUGGCUGGCGAUAGAGGAGAUUCAGAUAACACCGGCCCAACUAGGUCGGGUAUCGCAGACGACUAUGCCAGUUCUUCAGCGCCUCCUGUGAGGUCCUCUGCACCGAGAAAUUACGGUAUGGGCAUAAGUAUAACCCUCGAAAACAAACAUGUGCUAAAUCCGCGGACAGGCACUCUGGAUUCAUUUUCCUCCGAAUUAUCUGAAGCACGCAACGAAGAAACGCAAACCCAAGACGUCAUCUCUACACCCGGCUUUUUACCUCCCACCGUUCCUGACAAGCCACGGAAACCGUCCAUGACCCGUAUGUCAUCCAAACGACAUGUGCCCCAUAAAAGACAGGGAUUUUCCACAGAUGACGAUGCUAAGGAAGUUGAGGAGGCCCAAAAUAUUGCUUACCAGCAUGCUCGCACCGCACCAUCACCGAGAGUCCGUCCUAUGAGCUCUACUCUGAGACGACGAACUAGCACACAUCCCAGCCCACUAAAGCGCUUGGAUUCGGACAAUAUAAGCGCUACAGACAUCGGGGAGCCCAGCGUGGAAUUUAUUGGUGACUCUCAUUCCCUGCAACAAUCGGAUUCAGAAAGUGAAGCAGAUAUCAUUGAUGAAUCUCAGGAGAUAGAUGAAGACGUAACCAGUGAGGAAGAUGCCGACAUGACGCUCAAGGAUCGACAGGCAGCCAUCAAUCAGACUCAUCCGUUCGGAAUCAGGAUUUGGAAGCCUGCCGUGUACAAAAAGAGCCGAUCGGUGGAAAAAACCGCAGAGGGCGAUAUUCAUUCAUCUCCCGGUGGUCAUGUCAGCCCAUUCUUGUAUAUCUUCAACCUAUUGUGGUCCCUGUGCUUUGGAUGGUGGUUGGCACUGGCUGCUCUAUUGGCUGCAACUGCAUGCUUCUUUUUCUCUUAUUCGCCUAGCGCCCUGGCCUAUGCAAGAGUAUUCUCUGGACUCUCCCGCUAUCUACUUUAUCCCUUUGGAUCUUUUGUGCUCCUCGAAAGCGACGCAGUCUAUGCCGAAGAGGACGAAGGGGAGGGCCGUAGUAUCAGCGAAUAUGAACAAUGGCAAAAUGGCGAUCUGGAAUAUGGCCGUUUAUUCUUCGGCCCCCGCAGAGAUCGAUCGCUCGUUGGGCGCCGGCGCAAUAGCGUUGACUCUGCGGGCGAGCAGGAUAGUCUCCUGGGACGUCCUCAGCGAGGCCAACGAGAGGAUUCCCAAUAUGUCUCUACUAAAAGUCGCUUUUUCGGCCGUGGCGAAUGGACCCUGGGCCGCGUGGUGUUCUUCGCGUUCUUCUAUUUCCUGGUGGGACCGUUGAUGCUUGUGGUGUCGCUUAUCUGCUGGCUUUUAGUAUUCUUCAUUCCAAUGGGUCGUGUGACACUCAUCCUCGCUAGUCACCUACGACGCCAUCCUCUGGCCUUGUCAUUCCAUUCAGAUUCGUCCUAUGCGAGACUCAGCUCUGGAUCUUCGUCACCUUCUAUUCUCCUCUGCACCUACCGAGCUGCUGGAACACGGUAUUGGAAGUAUACAAUUGAUGGAACAAAUAUCUUUUUCAUUAAUCUCCUUGUUAUCGUCUUCUUUGUGAUUGCCGAUUAUUUCUUUCUUUCACGGUUCCUUGGUGUGGAAUCCUGGUUAACACAUCCUGGACUCAUAUUCACUCUUGCAUUGUUUUCAAUCAUUCCCUUGGCCUAUUUCAUCGGCCAGGCUGUGGCUUCAAUCUCGGCCCAGUCCUCAAUGGGCGUCGGUGCCACCAUCAAUGCCUUCUUCUCUACAAUCGUAGAAGUGUACCUCUAUUGUGUCGCAUUGACAGAGGGCAAAGCUCACCUCGUUGAAGGAAGUAUCAUCGGCAGUAUCUUGGCAGGCCUUCUCUUCCUGCCUGGAUUAUCUAUGUGCUUUGGUGCCAUUCAUCGUAAGACACAGCGGUUCAAUGUGCAAUCCGCCGGUGUCACCUCGACGAUGCUCCUGUUUGCCAUCAUUGCCGCGCUCGGUCCUACCCUUUUCUACGAGGUCUAUGGUAGUCACGAGCUCAAUUGCCAUGCAUGUGUAGGCUCAAACGAUCGAGAUUGCCGCCAGUGCUAUUUCAGUCAGAGCACUUCGGUGUCGGACAAUUUCUAUGAGAAAGCUGUCCAGCCGUACGUUUUCUUUUCCGCCAUUUUCCUUUUCUUUUCAUACGGUAUCGGUCUCUUGUUCACACUGCGGACCCACGCUGCUACUAUUUGGUCCGAAUCCGAAGAGAAGGAAAAGAAGGUUCACAACACUGUUCAAGACUCGAUUUCCCAUGAGCCACGGCAGUUCACCGUGAAUGAAACCCCUGAAGCCUCGGGUGCCAUUCCAAGCCGCAAGGACUCGAUCCGCGAAUCUCCAUUGUACAAGCGAAUCCUUGGACAGUCUCUCAUAGAUGUUGGACUGGAUGGGAACACAGAGCAGAAUGAUGGCGAUUCGCUAGUUGAUAGUGUUUACCUCGUUCCCCCGCGCAAUGCAGACGACGAUCGGUCUAUCAUCAAGGGUAUCCAGGGUUUAUCGGGAGAGGACAACGAACGGCUCGUGCGCCGGGUCACGGAGGUUGUGGCUACAGCAGCCGCAACAGCUGCUCGUGAUGAUGCUCGGCGUCGCAAGCCUACGACCACGCAGGCUUCCGGAAAUGCUGAAGAGAGUGUUCCCGUGGAGUCUGCCCAUGCCCCCGGCGGACAUGAUGCUCCAAAUUGGAGCAAAGCUAAAAGUUCCAUUAUUCUUCUUGGAGCGACGGUUCUUUAUGCAAUUGUGGCAGAAAUUCUCGUCGACACGGUCGAUGUGGUGCUUGAAAGUGUGGAUAUCGAUGAAAAGUUCCUUGGCAUCACGCUCUUCGCUCUAGUACCGAACACGACUGAAUUUUUGAACGCCAUUUCGUUCGCAAUGAAUGGUAACAUUGCAUUGUCCAUGGAGAUCGGUUCAGCAUACGCUCUACAAGUCUGUAUGCUGCAGAUCCCAGCUUUGGUCUUCUUCAGUUCCUUCUACACCCGCUCCAUUGACCCUGCUCAGCUUGUGAGCCAUAGUUUCAGUCUUAUCUUCCCUCGAUGGGAUAUGAUUGUUGUCAUCCUGUGUGUAUUCCUUUUGUCAAACGUCCAAAGUGAAGGUAAGAGCAACUAUUUCAAGGGAUCGAUCCUAGUCCUGACCUACCUGGUCCUGGUGAUCGGAUUCUACUUGUCCGGUUACAGCAACCUGGACAGUAUGGGAAUUGAUCGAUUCGACACCCUUGCUCUCGGCAACAGCUACUCUGCAAAGUUCAACACUGUUGGCCGAGGCCCAGCUGGUAUCGCUUAUUAA